ACUACCCCUUCGUGGAGUAAUGAAAUGUCAUCUACAUCAAUUGUAUUGUCAAUAUAUCAACCUUGAAGUUUAAUUAACUAGUAUUAUUACCAUGGCCGGAAAGUGUCUCUCACAUAAAUUUGCAAUCCUUUUCACCGCUCUCCUUGUGGUUAUUGCUUCUCAUUCAUUCUAUUCCACGAAGAUUCAUGUGAUGGCCCAAGAAGAUGUACUACAAAUUGCAACGAAACUAUUUCAAGAUGAUCCAACUUGUGGGAAACCUUGUAAUACAAUGGAUGAUUGCUCUAAUGGUUGGUUCUGUCAGGCCUGUUGGAAUUCUAGAAAGACCUGUGGGCCAUUUGUUGGUGAUGCCAUAGCCAUGGGCAUGUAAUUUCACUAUUAUCUUCUUUCCAACAUUUAGUCAUUUAUAAGAUAAAUAAAUAACAAGUGAUGAAAGUGUUGUUCAAAGAAAAAAGUAUGAUGGAUUCAGACUCUGUGGUUAAGAAAUUAAAUCGGGUGUAAUGUGUUCAUCAAUUGAAUAAAAGAUCAUACAAUGUAUGGUGAUA
Molecule: messenger RNA, 542 nt
Organism: Lycium ferocissimum
Lineage: Eukaryota; Viridiplantae; Streptophyta; Magnoliopsida; Solanales; Solanaceae
Product: metallocarboxypeptidase inhibitor-like
Exons: 2
Coding region: 92-367 (91 amino acids)
Molecular function (GO): endopeptidase inhibitor activity
Source: RefSeq, a predicted model, not a curated record